UGCUUCUGGUCGCGUUGCAUCUCCUCCCACCAUACGCAGCCCCCGCGUAUUGGUCGCAGUCCCUUUAAAAUUUGAAUCUCUGUCGGUUACUGAGUCUUGUCGCAACUGUACUUUGUGCGAGUAGUGCAAUUGUGUAUCCGUCUUGAUUUGGUUGGGCAAUCGUUGGGCAAUCCGAGGCGAACCCAGUGAACCCGCGAAUCCAGGACUCCAGGACCAUACGAAGACCGCAACGACUAUCGGUGUAGGCGGGCCACCUGUUAAUUUCCACGAGGAUCGUGGCGUGAGUGCAGAUCAAUAUCUGGCUAUGAGCAAUGUCGGAGACGAGCGGAGAUAAUGCCAAGUACAAGUGGACACCUGAGAGCACUGCGCUACUCGUCUCGGUGUGGUCCGACCGGCAGGUACAGAAGCAGCUUGAAUAUGCUCCCCGGCCACAGGUAAUCUGGGAGAGCGUAGCCCGCUACAUGAAGAAAAAGGGCUACAAUGUCGCGGGUAAGCAAUGUCGGUCGCGUAUGAAGCAAGUCUUGGUGUGCUAUCGUGAGGCCAAGCGGGCAGGCACUCACGAUUGCGUGGAACAAUACUAUGAGACCGUCGACCGGGUACUGAAGAGCAAGCGUCUGGAGCAUAUCGACAUCAAUGGUGUGGACACCGUGGACUCAACUGUGAAGUCACCACCAAAGGAUGUAAAGACUAACAAGAAUUUACAGAUGAGACUGAAAGUUCAGGAGCCUGUGCAAUCUCUCUUUCGAACGAACGCUCUGUCCCCCACGUGGGCGAUGGGAUAUGAAAAUGAAUAUCCAGAGUCACCUGAAUCCAACGAGACUAUAAUAGCCAAGCCAUACAGAGUCUUUUCUCCUACGAGAGACGUUGCCAUAAACACUGGCGAGCGUUUCACUCAGAUUGGCAAUCAAGCAGUACAGACAAAUCCAAUUGUGAUAGAGAAGCCGAUACGAGAGGACUAUCAGCAAAAUUUACUAUCGCCUUUUUCAUACGGAGAGGUUCCUUAUCAAAACGCAGUGCAGAAUGUACAGAAUCAAAUUAUUCAGGAGAACAUGCAGCAAUAUCAGAAUAUCCAGCAACAAAAUUAUACCGGAUGGAAUCAGUUACCACAGCAAAAUAUAUUGGCGAACAAUCGACUCGGUUUCCAACAGAACGUGCACAAUCAACCAUACGUGUCGAAUGGAACAAUGCAGAGCACUGUGAUGCAAAAUCCUAAUGUAGAGAAUAUCGCGCGCCAGCAAAAUCAGCUGCACCGAAGUAUACCAUAUGCAAAUAAUCAAGCGAUGCCGCAGGAGCCGCGAAAAGUUAUUUAUGGACAAAACGUGACUACAUAUAGGCAGUAUCAAGAUGCAGAACCGCGUCUUACUCGCAUGACGAACCUUAUUCCAAACGAAUCGUCACCGGACUAUUCCCCGGACGUUUCUCAAAACUUAAAUGAUGCUUUCUGCGAGUCGAAGAGCGAUGACAAGACACAUAACUUAAAUGAAACAUAUAGUCGAUCCAAUAAUCCUACGGCAGAUGCAACUGUUCUGACGAACAAUGCGACUUGUAACGACGAUACUUUACUGCUGGAAUUGUUGUUGGAUUCACCUACUCCAUCAGAGAAUUGUGGAAAAUCGCGGGAUAGUGCUGUGAAUACAGAUAUCGAGCUAGCAAUACCGAGCGCACCAUUCAGGAAGAAGAAAGCACAGAAAUUGGAGCAGCUUGUAUUCAAUGCGAUUAAUUCUCAAAAUGAAGUCGUCAAUAAGAUCUUGGCUGCGCAGAAUGACAUGGUGACGCGAUUUCUCGACGUUGACAGAGAUCGGCAAAACAGGCUCGAGAACAGGUUGGAUGAUUUGUUGAAUGUUGUUCAUGCUACGGUACUCAAUAAAAACGAAACGCCUCCAUCACCGUCAUCGCCGAUGCCGGAAACUGUGAUCACUUCCUUACUUCCGCCACCGAAGCCCGGAAUGAUCCCACCUAAAUUGGAUCUAGUUCCUCCGAAGCCUUGUCGCGUUCCUUGUACGAUUCCGAAUUCGAACGUCGAGCUAAUCAAUCAGAAUCCUGUUCUGACUAGACCUGGCGUCGUGUCGCCAAUCACUGUCAGUCCAGCAGGCAAGAAGCUCGGCACAAUAUGGACGAAAUUGGGUCCAGUAUCCACAUCACCGUUCGUGAAGGCUCAGCAGCGACUUGGUUUUCAGCCUGUCUUCAAUAAUGACGCACGCACAAAAUCGUCGGCAGAAAGACGCAUUGCUAGGGAAAUAGGCGGACUGCGUAUGGACAUGCGAGGCUUGAUCUAUGAAACAUCGAAGCUGUUGGAGGCAGAGCGUGAACUCGAGGAAAAGAUAGAAAACGCGCGGCUAGAACUGAACAUGGGCCAGACUUUGACCGCGCGCAGAAAAUUGUUCACACAGCGUGAACCCACUCCCAUCAUGAUACUAACUGCAGCUUUUUUGGACACCGAAUGUCGCGUAUACGAACAAGAUCCGCCUUAUCAUGGCACCUGGAAUUCGCGGAAGGAGAUACUCAAAUACGCGCGACAAGAUAACCUGGUAGCCGGACAGGGUGAGAGCUACGAGCGUAUGUGUCAAUUAAACGCGGCAGUUCGACGUGAUUAUCUCAAUUGCGAACCAUGCGAUUCAUCGACUCCAGCAAAACCAUUUAACAUUGGCGAGAACGUUAAUAACGAAGCUGGGAUGCAGAAACAAACCAUUCAGCAACUCGCGCGGCUUGUGAUGAACAGCGCGAGAUGGCGACAUUCUGCUCCGCCGAACCAGCAGCAGAAUUCAGCCUGUCCUCCAAUUCAAAUGAUAAAUAAAAACGUUCAGGAUGUCGAGUAUAAUGUGACCUUCACUGCUCCAAAGGCAAACGCGCCUCCACCUCCUGAACCACAAGGAUUUAUGAAAGGUUACGUGCAGCAGAAACAAGGCAAUCAUAUUGAAGUAGCUUCUGACGGUAAACCAUUGGCAAAUGAUCUGCGUCAACCCAAAUUCCCGAUGGGUUUUACCACUACUACUAUGUUAAUCGCCAAUGAUCAAAAAAGCGCAACUCUACCGAAGCAAAAUAGCGGAGUAUCUAAAGGAUUGGAAUUCAACAAUCCAGUGACUGAUCGCAAGAACAAUGUUCGCUUCAUGGACGAAGCAUUGGCCGAACUACAGAAAAUGUAUAUCGAGCGUCAGAAUAGUGAAAUGUCCGAAGCAUUAUUGCCUUUUGUCAUAAGUAAUGGUAAUAGUGCGAUAAGCCUGCAAAAUCGCAAUUUGAUAGAGCGUUAUGUGAACGACUUGAUAUCGAAAAAGUCGACUAGAGACAAAGACACGGACUCAGAUAAUGAUGAAGAAUAUCUUGACACUACUACUAGUAUGCAUCCAACUUGCGUAGCGCGUAGAGGCUCACUGACAUCAAACGGCACAGCGUCGACAGAAACUGCUUUUUCGGCGAAACUUAAAGCUAAUCACUGUAGAAUUAGUUAAGCACAGGGUAAGAAAUAGAAAUAUUUUUUAUAUUUUUUUUC
Messenger RNA from Acromyrmex echinatior (Panamanian leafcutter ant), 3487 nucleotides. RefSeq lists its product as hypothetical. The record is from RefSeq and is a predicted model, not a curated record. NCBI's taxonomy places the organism in Eukaryota, Metazoa, Arthropoda, Insecta, Hymenoptera, Formicidae.